Telopea speciosissima is the source of this 1551-nucleotide messenger RNA. RefSeq names its product aldehyde dehydrogenase family 3 member F1-like. Lineage: Eukaryota; Viridiplantae; Streptophyta; Magnoliopsida; Proteales; Proteaceae. The coding region runs from base 44 to 1495 and encodes 483 amino acids. Gene Ontology annotation, molecular function: aldehyde dehydrogenase (NAD+) activity. Gene Ontology annotation, cellular component: cytoplasm. The transcript has 10 exons. The record is from RefSeq and is a predicted model, not a curated record. Gene Ontology annotation, biological process: aldehyde metabolic process.
AGAGAAAAAACUAGUUAGCUAAAGAGAAGGUGUGUGUGUGACCAUGGCAUCAUUGGUGGCUCUGCAAGAAGACUUCAAGGAGCUUCGAAAAACCUUCCUAAGUGGGGAGACACGAAGUGUGGGGUGGAGGAAGGCACAAUUGCGAGCUCUCCUAAGGCUUCUUAGCGAGCAGGAAGACCAAAUCUCUAAAGUCCUCCAUGACGAUCUCGGCAAGCAUCACUACGAAGCCUACAGAGAUGAGAUUGGAGUUCUUGCAAAAUCUUUGAAUUAUUCGUUGAGCCAUGUAGAGAAAUGGAUGGCACCCAAAACGCGCCAACUACCAUUGGCUUUCUUCCCAGCAACAGCUCAAGUGCUGCCUGAGCCUCUUGGUCUUGUUCUCAUAAUCUCCGCUUGGAAUUUCCCCCUCGCAUUGGCACUGGAACCAUUGAUAGGAGCCAUAUCUGCAGGGUGUGUAGCAGUCAUAAAACCUUCAGAGCAUGCUCCUGCAACUUCUUCUUUUCUAGCCAGUGCAAUCCCAAGAUAUAUGGACAAUAAAGCCAUUAAGGUCAUUGAGGGAGGAACACCCAUUGCCGAGCAGCUCUUACAAGAGAAGUGGGACAAGAUAUUCUUCACAGGGAGUAAACAAGUUGGACGCAUAGUCAUGUCUGCAGCUGCAAAGCAUCUCACACCAGUUACACUAGAGUUGGGUGGGAAAUGCCCAGUUGUCCUCGAUUCUCAAUUGAGCUCGUCGGCUAGAGAGAUGGCUAUUAAUAGAAUAGCAACAGGGAAGUGGGGAUGCUGCAUUGGUCAAGCAUGCUUGUCCAUAGAUUAUAUACUAGUGGAGGAGAAGUUGGUUUCAACUCUGAUUGAUUUGUUGAAGAAGUAUAUCAAGGGAAUCUAUGGUGAAAACCCAGCAGAAUCAAAGGCCACUGCUAAGAUUGUUAACAAGCACCAUUUUAACAGAUUGCGUAUUCUUCUCGAAGAACCAGGAGUUUCAGCUUCAGUUGUUCAUGGCGGUUCAGUAGAUGAAGAGAAAUUGUUUAUUGAGCCAACGAUCUUGCUGGAUCCACCACUAACAUCUGAGAUCAUGAACCAAGAAAUCUUUGGCCCAUUGCUUCCAAUAGUCACAUUGAAGAAUAUUCAGGACAGUAUUGAAUUUAUAAGUUCAAGGCCAAAACCCCUUGCAAUCUAUGCCUUCACCAAGGAUGAAAUGCUGAAGAGGCGGAUUCUAUCAGAAACAUCAUCUGGAAGUGUUACAUUUAAUGAUGUCCUACUUCAAUACUUGGCUGACGAAUUACCAUUUGGUGGUGUUGGCGAAAGUGGUAUAGGAAGUUACCAUGGGAAGUUCUCUUUUGAUACAUUCAGCCAUCAAAAGGCUGUUCUUCGCAGAAACUUCUUCUUGGAACCUGGGGCUCGAUACCCUCCAUGGAAUGACUUCAAGCUAAAAUUUAUCAGAUUGCUUUAUCAUUUUGAUUACUAUGGAUUGGUUCUCUUGUUUUUGGGGUUGAAGAGAUGAUGGCCAGAUCCUUCCACUCAGUCAAAAUGUAUAGAGGCUCUGCUUCUGCAACUAAU